This is a messenger RNA of Olea europaea var. sylvestris, 3897 nucleotides long. Its product is annotated as putative late blight resistance protein homolog R1A-10. The record is from RefSeq and is a predicted model, not a curated record. NCBI's taxonomy places the organism in Eukaryota, Viridiplantae, Streptophyta, Magnoliopsida, Lamiales, Oleaceae. The transcript is spliced from 2 exons. Gene Ontology annotation, biological process: defense response to other organism. Gene Ontology annotation, molecular function: ADP binding. Bases 79 to 2982 code for a protein of 967 amino acids.
UCUUUGUUCAGCCUUUUGCCCAAACGAAAUAUGGAUGAUCUCUCUUUGUUCGGCUUUUUCGUCAAACCAGAAUAAAAAAUGGAGCGUCUCUCUUUGUUUCCGUCCGAAUCAAAUAUGGAGGAUCUCUCUUACGAAAAUCUGUCUCGUCUAGUCAAAAUCCCAGAUCUCCUUUCUCGUUUGCUAGCUUUAAGGCUUGAUGGAGGAGAAAAAAAUGUUAGCUUUCAAUGGCUCGGCCCACACUUUCUAACUUUUCUCAAAUAUGUAGAAGAAUUAUUGCGUUGCUUCUAUCCAGACUGCUGCAGACCAUUUACUAUGCACAAUCCGUAUUGUCUGUUGAAGCGUCUCGAUGAUUCAGCCUUCGAUUGCAUCUUAUACGAAGCGAUCUUUUCUCAUCACGAUAAUGAACAUUACAAAAUCUUUUUACAAAUCAUUCUCACUUCCAUGCCAAAGCUUAACGAGUUUUUCACGAUUCAAACAUCCAUCACAAAUAAUUUCAAAGUAAAUAAACAUUGGGAAAUCUUCAUCGAGUUUCUUUUUGAAACUAUUCGAGAAUUGCUUAGUUGCCAUAAGGAUUCCACCGUUCUUGUGAGUAAUCAACUCAAAUUUCUUCAGAAGGGGUUGAAAUUUCUGCUCACCUUUAUUUUUUAUCCAAUUCCAAGCUAUGAGAAAGAACAGAAGAAGAGUAUAUUCACAGAAAUUGAAGCUGUAUUUAAUGAAGCAGGACUUUUCUUGCAUUCUUUCUUUUUCACCACAGAUCUUGUUACCACCACCGAAAUGGAUCUUGCAAUUUCUGGUCUGUUAGAAAGGAUUGAGAUUGUGCUAGUGAAGAUUAAAUAUUACAGUAUUUCAGUGUCAAGUGAAGUUGGAAUUGGAUGCCUACAAGUUGCAGAAAGUCCAACUGAAGUAUCAUCAUCCCAAGAUAACAGCAGUCCCAUGGUAGAAGAGAUCAUUGUGAGCUUAGAGGACACGACAACACAAAUUGUGAGCAAGCUUGUUGGAGGACCAAACUACCGCCAGAUUAUUUCCAUCGUUGGAAUGGGUGGACUUGGCAAGACAACAUUAGCAAAGGAAGUAUACGAUCACUCCAGAGUUCGGUACCAUUUUCAUAAGCUUUGUUGGUGUGUUGUUUCUCAAACUUAUAAAAGGAGAAAGCUGUUGACUGAUAUUUUGAGUUCUGUAAGUGAUCUUAACAGAGACGACAUUUCAGAAAUAAAAGAUGAAGAAGAGUUGGCCGAACUUCUUUACAGAAGUUUAAAGGGUAGAAGAUACCUCAUUGUUGUGGAUGAUCUAUGGGAGAAAGAAUCAUGGGAUGAUUUGAAAAGGUUAUUUCCAGAUGAUAGCAAUGGAAGCAGAGUAAUGAUUACCAGUCGGCUGAAAAAUGUGGCAUCGGAAAUUUCUCAUGUUAUCAUUGAACCUCCUCCCCUUUCACCAGAGGAAAGUUGGAAAUUAUUAGAGCAGAAGGUGUUCAAAAAAGAAUGUUGUCCUCAAGAGCUGCAAGAUAUUGGAAAGAAAAUUGCAGCAAAUUGUAAGGGAUUACCACUUUCAGUAGUUUUGAUAGCUGGAAUUCUUUCAAAUAUGGAGAAAAAAGAAAGCUUAUGGCAACAAGUUGCUAAAAGUUUAAGUUCUUACAUUUCCCAAAAAGCCGACGACUACAUUCCCACAUUGAAACUUAGCUACAUCCAUUUACCAGAUCACUUGAAGCCAUGUUUCCUCUAUCUUAGUGCAUUCCAGGAAGACGAGGAAAUUCCAGUUCGGAAGCUAUUAUUACUAUGGAUAGUCGAAGGAUUCAUAGAGAAAAGGGAGCAAAAGACCUUAGAAGAUGUAGCAGAGGAGUAUUUAAUGGAACUUAUUAACAGGAGCCUACUUCAAGUGUCCAAAAGAAGAUCUGACAAUGGAGUAAAAGGAUGUACUCUUCAUGAUCUAGUUCUCAAUAUGUGCAGCAAAAUGGUUGUAGAAGAUGAAAAUUUUCUAUUUCAACAUCAAUUCUUGGUAUCUAACCAUCGCCGUCUCCAUCACUUGUAUAUGGGUCAGUUUCAUCGCCUCUUGAUAUCGGAGAAUAUUUUCGAGGCCUUCUCCAUUGCUUAUAAUUUGGAAAAAAUUAGGAUCUUUGAUUUAAACACUGAUGGAAAUCUUCUACGGGGAAUCAGAUUUGUGCCUGACAUAAGAUACUUGGAAUUUUUAAAAUUAGAGCCAUCAAUAGGCAAACUCCAUAACCUUGAAUAUCUUUGUUUGCAUCACAUAAAUGUAGUACCGACAUACCUUCUCAAUAUGCCUAAGUUGAGACAUUUAAGGGUCGGUAUCUACUUUAAAGGUAGCUACUAUGAUGGUGCAAGAUUCACUAAGAACAGUGAUAGCUUCCGAAUAAAUUGCCUACAAACCCUUGGUCUGGUUCAGAUUGCCGAUUUGGAAGAUGAAGAAAUCUUGAGAUGUUCGCCUAAUCUUCGUAUGCUUAAAUACAGAUCAAUGGACAAUUACUUUCCUGAUCUCAACUUUCUUUCUCAGCUUCAAACACUCACAAUUGCUGGAACACUGUUAGGAUGUGAUUACUCGAUGGUUAAAUUUCCUAUGAAUAUCAAAAAGCUUACUCUUAUUAACCUUGGUUUGCCUUGGGAAGAGAUGUCAUUAAUUGGGACAUUGCCCAACCUCGAGAUUCUGAAAUUAGAAAACGCCUUUUCAGGAAAAAAUUGGGAUACGAAGGAUGAAGAGUUCCGAAAACUCAAAUUCCUUCAAUUAGAUUUUGUACAUCUUGAACAGUGGAAAUCGUCACACGUUCAUUUUCCUGCACUUGAACGAUUGGUGUUGCUAGAAUGCAAAGUUUUGGAGAAGAUUCCUUUUGAAUUUAGUUACAUUUCAACACUACAGAGGAUUGAGUUACUUUAUUGUGGUGAAAAUGUUGAAACUUCAGCUCUGGAAAUUCGUCAAGAACAACGGGAUUAUGGUAAUUCAGAGUUUGAUGUGACCAUCUAUAGCGAUUGGUGGUAAAGACAACUUUGUUCUACUGGUGUACACUGUGUAAGUCAAAGCUCAUUCCAUCAUUUUUUUGUUCCUGAAAUAAACAUUUUUAUUAUUGAUUUUAAAAUUUUUAAAAUUUCCUUGCAAGAGAUUCCUUUACAUCCCACACCUCAUGAUUAGAAAAUAAUUUCGGGCUCCAUGUCAAUUGUUAGUUGUUUUUCUUUGUAGUUAGCAUGAAGUUAUGACUUCUUUAUUGUAAGUAAAAUAAAUAAUGAUCCGGUUGCAAAUUGUACUACAUUAUGGUUAGUUUGACAAGUGAUUGGAUCUAUAUUAUGGUCUAAGCUCAUCUCACCAUUGUCAGUGGAGUCAAACAGCCCUUGAUGGUUUCCCACCCAUCCAAGUCAUUCCAUACUGCCCUUGCUUUCAAACAAAGAAAUAAGGCAUGCAUGCUAUCCUCCUUCGGAUGUUGCAUUUAGUGGUUAGUGCAUUGUAGAAAAUUCUCCACGCUAAUAUUUUGAUUAUUGGGACAACAUUAAGGCGCCAAACUUGAGAUUCUGAAAUUAGAGUUCGACGUCUUUGAGGGAAAAUCUGGAACACAGGAUAAUGAGCUCCAAAAGCUAAAAUUCCUUGAAUUAUUGUGUCAGAUCUUGGACAAUGAGAUUCCUUAAAUGUCAUUUUCAUGUACUUGAACGACUGGUGUUGAGAUUUUGCAAAAAACUAGAGAAGAUUCCUUAUGAAUUUGCUAUAUUUAAACACUACAAGAGAUUGAGGUAUAUUAUUGCGCAAAAAUUUCUAAAGUUCAGCUUUGCCAGUUCGUGAAGAACAAUGGGAUUACGGCAAUGAAGAUUUUGAAGUGACCAUUUAUAAGAGUACAGAUUCUUUUUGAUAGAAUCUCAACAGAUUUAUGUUUGUCAAGUUUUCAUUUGCAGUUGAAAAAGAAAAAAA